Molecule: messenger RNA, 495 nt
Organism: Microthlaspi erraticum
Lineage: Eukaryota; Viridiplantae; Streptophyta; Magnoliopsida; Brassicales; Brassicaceae
Source: the annotation of a GenBank genome assembly
AUGUGGGAAGAGAUGAUUAGAGGGAGCUCAAUACCUUACGCAGAGAGAGUUUACUGUCCGAACGAAAACUGCUCUUACGUAAUGUCCAAAACCGAGCUCUCACGUUCUAAAUCUCCUCGUGGUGACCCAUCUGGACUUAAGAGAUGCGUCAAGUGCCGUGGCUCCUUCUGCGUCAGCUGCAACGUUCCGUGGCACUAUAUGCGAUCUUGCAAAGACUACAUAAAUUCGUGUCCUAACAAUGACGCGAGGCUAAAAUCUUUGGCGAAUCUUUGUGGUUGGCGUCAAUGUCCCAACUGCCAUCACAUGGUUGAACGUUCUUCCGGAUGCAACCGCAUCACUUGCAGGUGUGGAAAUGCGUUUUGCUACAAGUGUGGUUCCGGAUGGAACAACCAUUUGUUAGACUGCUAUGCUCGGUACGAUGACGUUGCUAUUAUGGGAUUUCUUCUUCUUCUGCUUAUUUUGGUUGUUCUUGCACCAUUUCUCCUAGCUAAAUGA